AUGGCGAGAAAGUCCGGAACCGCCGCUGCCUCCGCAGCCGUUGCCAAGAUCGGCAAAAAAGUAAGUUCUUGUAGAUGUGAGACGAAUGGAUAGAUUGCCUUAAUAAUUUUAGAGCUAAUUUUGUUUGGUUUAGAGAGAAUAAGCGACGCAGUGCCAUUCAUACAAAAUAGAACUUCUGCAGACAAUGUAUGAUUUUCAGAAGACUGCUGCUCCUGUGGCUUCCAACGUUUCGAAGCCUUCGAAAAAGAGAGCGUCGCCCAUGACCUCGUCCCGUCCCUCAACGAGCUCCUCGUCCGCUAAAUCGAAGAAAUCGAAGAAAACGGCGCCGAAGAAGGCUUCCACCAAGAAAGCCGCUGCUCCGCAAUCGGACACCUCCAUGGCCGGCGCAUCGAGUUCAACUGCGGUUGCGUUGGGAAGACCGGCAAGAGACGCAAAGACAAAAUCGGUUGUUUUCCGCAUGAUGGAGGAAUCUAAUAAGGUGCGUAUGAGAAUGGGAAUGGUGUAUCUUGACACUUCUUUAACAAAAGAAAGAGCGAGAGAGAGAGAGAGAGAGAGACAACCUGAAACACUUCUCUGAUCAGGCCAAAUUGAUUGACUUUCAGAAAAAUGGCUCCCCUGCAAAGAAAGUCGGUCCGAGCACCGCUACCGCUGCCGUUUCGUCCACCGCCGCCGCCACCUCGUCAACCGCCUCGCCCAUUACGGCCACCUCGGCUGCUCGACCGUCUCCCACUACCGCUGCUCCGGCUCCAGCCCCUGCCACCGCCCCAGUCCGUGCCACUGCUCCGGCGAGAGCCUCAGCCCGAGCCCCCGCUCCGGCGCCAGUUGCCGCUCGUGGAUCUCCGAUUAAUCCGGCGCUGAUCAUCAGUUCGAAACGCACGCGUGUGCCGACGAAGCCUCGCGAGUAA
Caenorhabditis sp. 36 PRJEB53466 is the source of this 905-nucleotide messenger RNA. NCBI's taxonomy places the organism in Eukaryota, Metazoa, Nematoda, Chromadorea, Rhabditida, Rhabditidae. The record is from the annotation of a GenBank genome assembly.